AUGGCAACGAUAAAUUGCAACAACAGAAAACUUUUAUUGUUGUUAUUGUUGCAAUGGAUCACUUUAUUGAACUACUAUCCAUCUUGUCAUGGCCAAGAAGUAUUCGAUAUAGAACGUUUGCAAAGCGAUAACAUUCAACAUGUUGUUAUUCAUCAAGUUAAUGGCGAUGUCUAUGUUGGGGCUACUAAUACUAUUGUUAAAUUAACAGCUAAUUUAACAUGGCAAUCCAAUAGUACAACUGGCCCACAGAUGGAUAAUCCCCUAUGCUUACCGGACACCAAUUGCAAUCAUCCUCGAAAAUUAACCGACAAUAUCAAUAAAUUACUCUUAAUUAAUUAUCAAGGCAAUUCAUUAAUCACUUGUGGUAGUGUUUUCUUGGGAAGAUGCCAAUUACGUGAUUUGAAAACAUUAGCCAAUCGACAAGAACCAACCAUCUCGGUUGCAUCCAAUGAUCCUAAUGCUACGACGUAUGGAUUUAUUGGAGCAGGACCUGAUCACGAAAAUGUUCUCUAUGUCGGCGCUACACAUACACAACAUGGUGGAGGCGAUUGGUAUAAAGUUGUUCUUGCUGUUAGUACACGCCGAUUAAAGCAUAUUUCAGUUACUGAAGUCGCCCUAUCGGUCUACGAUAAUACAAAUUCCCAAUUUAAUUAUGAUGAUCCCAACUACUAUAUCGAUUAUCAUUAUGGAUUUAUUAGCGGCAGCUAUAGUUAUUUCUUAACUGUACAAAAAGGCGUUGUCAUUAAUGGAUUUAACUCCGUCAUCGAUCAACGCUAUGAAAGUCGAGUUGUACGAUUAUGUUCAGCGGAUGCUACUUAUACAUCUUACGUCGAGACACCAUUAAAAUGCCUAGGAAGAAAUAAUAUCAAUUAUAAUUUACUUCAAGCAGCCUAUACCAUUAAGCCAGGAUCGUCUUUGGCUACAUCGCUAGGUAUCACUACAAGAGAGGAUAUCAUAAUUGGUGUCUUUGCAGCAUCGACAACGCCAUCCUCUAAAAUACCCUCUACUUCUUCAGCUGUUUGUAUUUUUACAAUUGCUCAAGUGAAUAAAGUCUUAAGAGAUACGAUUCGAAAUUGUUUAGCUGGUGGAAUAUCAAGGGGUUUACCUUGGGAUACAAAAGGAGCUGGUAGUAAGAAAUGUACCAAAGUUGAUUUGAAUACUGUUCCUGAAUGCAGUCGACGCUACCUGAGUAAUCCUCGUAUUGGAGGCAACAUCUCUGUCACAACAACAGCAGUUCGCGAAUAUUCUAAUCGACUUUUAACGUCGAUUGUUGCUUUCUCAGCUGAUUCAACAACAUUGGCUUUUAUUGGAACUAGUGAUGGUGAUAUAGUUAAGUUAUCAAUCAAUUCCAAAAGUAUUGCAACUCAAUAUUUCGAGGAGCAUGUCGCCCAAUUACCAAUCAAUUCGCUAGCAUUCGCGAAAGAUUCAGGAAAAUACUAUGCUGCAACUUCAAAAACCGUCCAUCGCUUGCCGUUAGAGAAAUGCCAGCAAUAUCUUGACUGCAAUCAAUGUAUACUAUCAGCAGAUCCAUUAUGUGGCUGGUGUGUAUUUGAUAAUCGAUGUUCCAGAAAGUCUUCAUGUGUUAAGAAUACUUAUUGGCUCGGACGAGGAGAUACAAGCCGUUGUAUUAACAUUACAAGUAUAAGCCCAUCAUCUGUUUCUAUCGAGAGUCAAGCUACAGUUUCUAUUAAAAUGCUCAACUUAAAUUCUUUACCAAUACUUUCCUACACUUGCUCUUAUGGGUCAAAUUAUGGCGAAUAUACUGCAUCAUUGCUACCAGGGAGUUCUGAUACAUUGCAAUGUCUAACACCACGCUAUGUUGCUCUAUCCAAUGCUGUACCUGUUCAUGGCUACAAGAAUAUCCCAUUAUCCGUUAGUGUUAAUUUAGCUAACUCAGUCAAACGUAUUACUAUCGCAAACCGAGUAAUUCAAUUUUAUAACUGUACAUCAUAUCAAUCAUCAUGUGCCACUUGUACAACAUCUCCUUUCAACUGUGUUUGGUGCUUGUAUGAUUAUACUUGCAAUUCGAAUGCCAAUACAUGCUCUACGGUUUCAAUCGGUCGAAAUUCUGCAUGGCGAAGUAGUAUUUGUCCAGUUAUUCAAGCAUCUAAAAUCUCCCUUCCCCUCAAUAUACGACGAGAAAUUAUUAUUUCUGUUAUGUUUUACGAUUGCCAAUUCCGAAGUUCCGACUGUGGUCUAUGCUUGUCAUUUCGCUAUGAAGGUGGAUCAGAAUGUGGCUGGUGCCAAGGAGCAACUUCCAUGUGUUCAACCCGAGAUCAGUGCAGUUCUAACAAUCGAUGGAUAGGUUACCGUUGUCCUAAUCCGACCAUUACUAGUAUAUCGCCAUCUUAUGGACCACUAGAAGGAGGCACGCCAAUUACAAUUAAAGGAAUAAAUUUAGGAUCGCGCUUUAGUGAUGUUACCCACAUUACUGUUGGAAGAAUAAAAUGUCAAACUAUUCCUAAUAAUUACAAAAUCUCUCAUCAGAUUGUCUGCAUUACGGGAAAUAGUAGUAAUAAUUUAUCGUCAAGAAUUCACUUGGAUGUAUUUGGAAUAACCAUUAGUAGCCAAGAAAACUUUCACUACUUGAAUCCAAUCGUUAAACAAAUCUUUCCUAUUCGUGGACCAAAAUCAGGUGGCUCCGUCCUUACUAUUAUGGGCAACAAUCUCAAUGUGGGUAAUAAUGUUGUGGUGACUGCAGCUGGAAUUCCAUGCAAGCUCUUAUGGAGAAAUGAAUCUAAGAUAGAAUGUAUUACAAGUCGCCUAUCUCAAAUCAUAGCAACUCCAAGCAAAGGAAAUCGGAUGGCACCUUUAGCGGCGGGAUCUGUAGUCAUUUCUUAUGAUGGUAAAGCACAUCGGAAAAGCUCCGAAAGCUUUGUGUACACCAAUGAUCCAACCUUUACCGAUUUAAAUCCACCGAGAACUAUUCAGAGCGGCGGAUUGACUAUCAAGAUUACAGGCUCAAACUUUAAUUCUAUCGUCAAACCAGUCAUGUUUGUCAUAUUAUGGCUUAAAAGCGGCAAUAGAACAGUCUAUAGCGACUCGGUAUGCGAUAAUUCCAUUCCAACUGGAGCUACUAUGUACUGUAAAUCGCCCAAUAUUUCGCCUUAUGUUAAUCGCUCAACUCUUAGCUCUCAAGAGAUUAAAGCUAAUAUCGGAUUUAUCAUGGAUGGAGUCAAGUCUAUGGAACGCUUGUAUGUUGCUCAAAGGAAGGAAAGUGCUAUUGCUCUGUCACCUGAUCCAGUCAUUUUCAAAUUCGGAAGGAAUCCACACAAGCACGAAGGAAAAAUACUUGCUAUUAAUGGUUCUAAUUUAAUUGAAGCUGCAACGCGUAGCGAUUAUCGAGUUCAUAUUGGUAAUCAUGAAUGCCAAGUAUAUACCGUAAAAGAAAAAGCAAUCUUGUGCGAAUUACCAGUAAAUAAAAUUAGCACAAGAGCCGGAGAAGAUUAUCCAAAUGUUCACGUUUCAAUUGGUAACUUGAAAUUUCAUGUCGGUCGCUUACGUUACGAAGUAAAAGAAUUUCCAGUUAUCCCAUUGACCAUAGGAAGUAUUGCUGGAGGAGCUGUUUUGAUCAUCGUUACUAUUUUAGUGAUAAUUUAUCAUCGUCGUAAGGUCAAAAGUAACAAGGAACAUGUGCUGAAUAUUAGGCAAAAGUACGAUGAAAUGGGCCAAACUUUAGCUGGAGAGUGUCGUCGAGCCUUUACUGAACUACAAACUGGAAUGUGCGAUUUAGCCAAUGAUCUAGAUGUUAGUGGAGCUCCUCAGCAUCCAUUUAGAGUCUACAUCCAUAAAAUGCUCUUUCCUAAUGUUAAGCAUGGCGAAAUGCAUCCAGUUUUUGCACCUAUUAGCGUCAGAGGAAGUAGGAAAUCACGCCUUGAAGAUAGCCUAUCAUCAUUUCUAGAUCUGCUUCUACGCGAUAAAUUUUUAAUCACUUUUAUCGCUACGUUAGAAAAGCAACCAGAUUUUAAACCCAAAGAUAAAUGCAAUAUAGCAUCGUUCUUAAUUGUUGCAUUGCACGAAAAUAUGGACUAUGUUACCAAAGUUUUGAUGAAAUUAUUAAUAGAAAUGAUACGAAAAUUACCACCUAAAGGCCAACCUCAACUCUUUCUUAAGAGAAAUGACUCCAUUACUGAAAAGUUACUUUCCAAUUGGUUAGCUCUAUGCUUAUACCAAUAUUCUAAUAAACGUUUUGGUCAGCCAUUGUACUUACUUUAUCACGCUAUUAAGCAACAAAUCUCUAAGGGUCCAGUGGAUCAAAAAACUGGCGAAGCACGUUAUUGCUUAAGUGAAGAAAAACUUCUUCGUGAACAAGUAGACGAGACUGAAAUUUCAGUUAUGGCAUCCAUUGGUGAUGGACAACAAAUUAGUUUGAAGUUAUUCGAUUGUGAUACAAUUACGCAAGCUAAAGAAAAAAUAUUAGAUGCUAUUUAUAUUAAUCAGCCAUAUAGCGCGCGACCCAGUGUUGCAGAAUUUGAAUUAGAAGCUGUUACAGUACGACAUGGUCAACCACCAUAUCGAUUGCCAAUGUUUGAUGAAGACAGUAGUAAUGAAGUUUAUGAAAAUGGAUGGUAUAAACUUAACACUAUCGGCCAUUACAAAAUUACGGACAACACAACUUUAAAAUUGCAUCGUGUCUAUAAUCGUAAUUCUGACACCUUUUCUAUAUCAACAACUUAUCAAUAUACUCGUCCAUCGCGUAAUCAGCUCCAUGCUCGCUAUAAUAAUGUUUCCAAUCAAGUUACUCUUGGUGGCAAUAAAGAAAAUCUUUCUCAACCAUUGCCUAAUCAAGUUCGUGAGAAAGCAUUCCAUUUAAUGAAGCAUAGCGAUUCUAAUACCACAAAUGAGCGUAUCCUUCCAGAAGCUUUCUUAAUGUGUCUACUAUUGACCAAGGGAACUCUACAACAGUAUACUCAAGAUCUUUUUGAGUCGUUAUUCACUUUGCCCCAUCAUUCCAAUACAUUUCCACUAGCAAUUAAGUAUCUAUUCGAUUUUCUAAACAGCCAAGCUAGCCAAAUGCAAUUUAAUGAUCCAGCUGUGGUUAAAUCGUGGAAAAACAAUACACUCCCAUUACGAUAUUACAUCAAUAUUAUUCGCAAUCCGCAGUUCUUAUUUGAUAUUGACAAAUCGCCAAUUGUAGAUUCAUGCCUGUCAGUAAUUUCCCAAGCUUUCGGUGAUGCUUGCUCAGUAUCGGACACUAAAGUCAGCAAAGAUUCUCCUUCUAAUCGACUACUCUAUGCUCGUGAAAUACCAAGAUAUAGGGAUAAAGUAGCAGAAUUUUAUAAAUCUAUUCAAAAUUUACCAACCGUUUCUGAGAAAGAGAUGAUGAAAGAAAUGAAAUUAUUGUCUGAAACAUUGAAAGAUGAUCUAGACAAGUCAUCGGCAUUACUACAAUUAUAUGAUUAUGCCUAUAGCAAUAUUAAAGCUUUCGAAGACAACUUACGAAAUGCUAACUUAGUCCAUUUGUUUGAUGUGUUUGUGAAUAGAGUGGUUAAUGGGCUACAAGAAGAUUCCACAUGUUAG
This is a messenger RNA of Trichoplax adhaerens, 5520 nucleotides long. RefSeq lists its product as uncharacterized. Bases 1 to 5520 code for a protein of 1839 amino acids. NCBI's taxonomy places the organism in Eukaryota, Metazoa, Placozoa, Uniplacotomia, Trichoplacea, Trichoplacidae. Gene Ontology annotation, molecular function: semaphorin receptor activity; protein binding. Gene Ontology annotation, biological process: regulation of cell migration; semaphorin-plexin signaling pathway involved in axon guidance. Gene Ontology annotation, cellular component: semaphorin receptor complex. The transcript has 11 exons. The record is from RefSeq and is a predicted model, not a curated record.